CUGCUAUCAUCUGGACAAAAAGGGAGACAGCAGCAGGAGCCCAGUGAACAAUCAAACAUGCUAUGGUCCACGCCACCGCCCCCUCAUGACAGAAAUGACCCGACCACGAGUGGACCAGGCAACGUUGCGGGAGGUGUGGGCCCAAUUGAAGUGCCUCUAGAAGAGCUUCGAAAGGGCUGUAGAGCUGAUCGGAGCUGUUGCCCCGCACACUCCCCCGCCACCGAUGACAACUCUCCGCUUGACAGUGCCCAGCCUGCUCUCUCCCGAGUCGGCUUCUGAAAGCCCCACUGCUGCAUCACACGCCACGGCCCAAGUCUGCGUGGGUGUGGUGCACGCCAGUACGCAGGGCACAGUGGGACCGGCCCCGCCGACAUCCGAAGGCCCAGCUCCACUGCCGCACGCCACGGCCGAAGCCUGCGUGGGUGCGCGCACCACUGCUGCUGCUUUCACGGGUGUGGUGCGUUCCACUGCGCCGGGCACAGAAGGUCCAAUCCUGCCGACGUCUGAAGGCCCAGCUCCGCUGCCGCACGCCAUGGCCGAAGCCUGCGUGGGUGCGCGCACCGCUGCUUUCCGCCCGGAUGCGGUGCACUCCAGAGCGCCGAAAACAGGGGUUCCUGCUGCGCACGCCACGGCCUUAGUCUGCGUGGGUGUGCACGUCCCUGCACCGGUCGUCACAGAGAUGCCUGCGCCCCCCGUCGUUCCCAAGCCUCCAGAGAUCCCCAGCGUUCCCAAGCCUCCAGAGAUCCCCGUCAUUCCCAAGCCUCCAGAGAUCCCCGUCGUCCUCAAGCCGUCGGCCACACAGCCUCCCGGCGCACCCAAGCCACCAGCCGAACCGUUGCCCUGGCUCUCAAUCUGCAGCUGUCCAGCACACUCAAGCUCCCUCAAUUCCCCAGCACCCCCGGGCCGACGUUUGCCACUCAGACCCUUAAACGGCCGCCCGCCUCCUGGUCGGCCACCAGAACUCUCCGUGUUUUUCCCCAGACCUCCCUUUGUUAGCCCUGUUUUGUUUUUGUUUUUUGUGGUCGUCUGGAAUCCGACCUUGAGGGGGAGGUGAUGUCAAGAUCCUCUGAGUUGUGGACCUGUUUCAGUUAAUUAGUUGAUUUACCGCACCUGCUGUUAAUGAUCCCCAGCCUGUAUUUAAGUUCUCUCUGUUUGUUUCCCCGUUGUGGGGUCAUUCUGUGUUCCUUCUGUAUGCUCCUGUGGUCUCCCAGUCGCUGCUCCUGCCUGAGUUUCUGUAAGUUUGCUUUCAUUAAAAUUCCAAUUUCACUAUGUUCUGCCUCCGCCUCGUUGCCGCCUAGGUCCAC
This is a messenger RNA of Fundulus heteroclitus (mummichog), 1304 nucleotides long. RefSeq names its product vegetative cell wall protein gp1-like. NCBI's taxonomy places the organism in Eukaryota, Metazoa, Chordata, Actinopteri, Cyprinodontiformes, Fundulidae. The record is from RefSeq and is a predicted model, not a curated record. The transcript has 2 exons. The coding region runs from base 224 to 1054 and encodes 276 amino acids.